CCAUCUGACCUGAAGCUGUGACUGAUAUAACUGGAGCUGGAAAAAAAGCAAACUUUUAUUGCAGAUAAACGCUUCUAUUUUUUUUUUUUUACUUUUAUUUCUGUACAUUUUUUUUUCCUGCACGUGUUCACUGUUUGGACCUGAUGAGACAGUGAAUAAUCUCUUAAAUCAACACCCACCGCCCCCUGCUGUGGGUGAUUCCUGCAUUUAUAAAUAGGCCUGUUAAAGACCCGCAGCUCUAAAUUUUUCUGCAAAAGUGCAAUGAAAAUGCCUUCGUGGGUCAUCUUCUUCCUGGCUGGCUGGACUUUUUGUGAAAAGUUACUUUUAUGUAAUGGCCUAAAUUAUCAUUAUCUUGAUUAUGACAAUGAAGAUGAAAAGCCAGAGGUCAUUGAUUACAAAGAUCCCUGCAAAGCUGUUGCCUUUUGGGGAGAUAUUGCCUUAGAUGAAGAAGACUUCAAAAUGUUUCACAUCAACAGGACAAUUGAUCUCACUCAACAUUCAAACGAGAGAAUCGGACACACCACAGGUGGCCUUGUAGAGCAUGAUCUAUCAAAAAGGAGAGGAGCUCUCUAUCAGCUUAUAGAAAAGAUAAGAAGAUUUGGCUCUGAAUACAAUUAUACAAAUGCAACUGAUGGAAAAGUAGAUCUGAAGCCCUCAAGGAAAAGUGAGAAAACUCGUGUUCCAAGAGCAGCUACUUCGCGAUCGGAAAGAAUAUGGCCUGGAGGAGUCAUUCCUUAUGUUAUCGGUGGCAACUUUACUGGCAGUCAGAGAGCGAUGUUUAAACAGGCUAUGAGGCACUGGGAAAAGCAUACAUGUGUAACGUUCAUAGAGCGGACUGAUGAAGAGAGCUACAUUGUAUUUACGUACAGGCCUUGUGGAUGCUGCUCUUAUGUUGGAAGAAGAGGCAAUGGACCCCAAGCAAUAUCAAUAGGGAAAAACUGUGAUAAAUUUGGAAUUGUUGUUCAUGAACUAGGCCAUGUGAUCGGCUUUUGGCAUGAACAUACGCGACCAGAUAGAGAUGAUCAUGUGACCAUUAUCAGAGAGAACAUUCAGCCAGGUCAGGAAUACAACUUCCUGAAAAUGGAACCGGGAGAGGUGAAUUCACUUGGAGAAUCAUAUGACUUUGACAGCAUCAUGCAUUAUGCAAGGAACACCUUCUCAAGGGGUAUGUUUUUGGAUACAAUACUUCCUUCCCGGGAUGAGAAUGGCAUACGACCAUCUAUUGGCCAGCGCACACGAUUGAGUACUGGUGACAUUGCACAGGCUAGAAAGUUGUAUAGAUGUCCAGCAUGUGGAGAAACAUUACAAGAGUCUACAGGCAACUUCUCCUCUCCAGGAUUUCCUAAUGGCUAUCCAUCCUACACUCAUUGUAUAUGGAGGAUUUCAGUAACGCCGGGGGAAAAGAUUGUUUUAAAUUUCACAACUAUGGAUCUGUACAAGAGCAGCCUGUGUUGGUAUGACUAUAUCGAAGUCAGAGAUGGCUACUGGAGAAAAUCACCAUUGCUAGGUAGGUACUGUGGUGAUAAGGUUCCAGAGGUUCUCACCACAACAGAUAGCAGAAUGUGGAUUGAGUUCCGAAGCAGCAGUAACUGGGUUGGAAAAGGAUUUUCUGCCGUGUAUGAGGCAAUUUGUGGUGGGGAGAUCCACAAAGAUUCUGGUCAGAUCCAGUCUCCCAAUUACCCGGAUGAUUAUCGACCAUUAAAGGAAUGUAUAUGGAAAAUAACAGUUGCAGAAAACUACAAUGUUGGAUUAACCUUUCAGGCAUUUGAGAUUGAACGCCACGACAAUUGUGCAUAUGAUUAUCUUGAAGUAAGGGAUGGAAACAGUGAAACAAGCCCUCUGAUUGGCCAUUUUUGUGGUUAUGACAAACCGGAUGACAUCAGAUCUACCUCGAAUACCCUGUGGAUGAAGUUUGUUUCUGAUGGAACUGUGAACAAAGCUGGGUUUGCUGCUAACUUCCUGAAGGAGGAAGAUGAAUGUGCCAAACCAGACAAUGGAGGAUGUGAACAGCGAUGUAUUAACACAUUGGGAAGUUAUAAGUGUUCUUGUGACCCUGGGUAUGAGCUGGGUCCUGACAAAAAAAGCUGUGAAGCUGCAUGUGGUGGCCUGUUAACCAAACUCAAUGGAACUAUAACCACACCAGCAUGGCCCAGAGAGUAUCCACCCAACAAAAACUGUGUAUGGCAGGUGGUGGCUCCUUCUCAAUACAGGAUCUCCAUGAAAUUUGAGUACUUUGAACUGGAAGGCAAUGAAGUCUGCAAGUAUGACUAUGUUGAGAUUCGGAGCGGACUUUCAUCUGAUUCGAAACUGCAUGGAAAGUUUUGCGGAACAGAAGUGCCUGAAGUAGUUACUUCCCAAUAUAAUAAUAUGAGGAUUGAGUUUAGGUCUGACAACACUGUAUCGAAAAAGGGCUUUCGGGCAAACUUCUUUUCAGACAAGAAAGCUACCUGCAAAGAAAGAAUUUUUAUUUUUGAAUCUUGCAAGAACUUGGUAAAAGGUGCCCCAUCAGGCCGAGUACGUAUUAAUGACAGACUGGUGGCCUCUGACAGUCUCAGAGACAAAGAUGAGUGUUCAAAAGACAAUGGAGGAUGUCAACAUGAGUGCAUAAAUACUAUAGGAAGCUACAGUUGUCAAUGUCGCAAUGGAUUUGUGCUUCACGACAACAAACACGACUGCAAAGAAGCUGAAUGUGAACACCGAAUUCAUAGCCCAAAUGGCAUAAUCACAAGCCCAAACUGGCCAGAUAAAUAUCCAAGUCGUAAAGAAUGCACAUGGGAAAUUAGUGCAACCCCUGGUCACAGAGUGAAAUUGGCCUUUGGGGAAUUUGAGAUUGAGCAACAUCAAGAAUGUGCGUAUGAUCACCUGGAAGUCUUUGAUGGAGAAACAGAGAAAUCCUCUAUCUUGGGUCGUUUAUGUGGUAACAAGAUCCCAGAGCCUUUGAUAGCCAGCGGAAAUAAAAUGUUUCUUCAAUUUGUAUCUGAUGCAUCUGUACAAAGGAAAGGCUUUCAAGCAACCCAUUCCACAGAGUGUGGCGGCAGGCUAAAGGCAGAAGCAAAACAAAGAGACUUAUUUUCUCAUGCUCAGUUUGGAGACAACAAUUACCCAGUUCAAGCAGAUUGCGAGUGGUUGUUGGUGACUGAAAGAGGUUUACGUGUGGAGCUGUUUUUUCAAACGUUUGAGGUGGAAGAAGAAGCAGACUGUGGCUAUGACUAUAUGGAGCUUUAUGAUGGCUAUGACACAUCUGCAGUAAGGCUCGGGCGUUUCUGUGGAUCUGGGCCUCCAGAAGAAAUCAUUUCCUCAGGAGAUGCCAUUUUGAUUCAUUUUCACACAGAUGACACCAUUAGCAAAAAGGGUUUCCAUAUACGAUACAAAACUGUGAAGUUUCAAGAUAUUCUACACGCCAAAUAACACAAGAAACCUCUGGCAGAAACAAAUGCAUGUGAGGAGAGGAGUGGAAUGAAAUUUUAUUUUUGUUUUUAAAUGAACAUUAGUAUAUAUGUUUUAUAAGGCAAGUAUAAAUGGAAGCAUCCUGGGGAAUACGGCACUGUGUCAAUCAGAAGGGAUAAUUCCACCACUCAAGACAUUUUGUUUUUUUAAGUAGAUACAUGAUGACUGUUCUUGCUUGAGUCCAUGAAAGGGCACUGUUUGCUUCUAGGGAGACCGUGCUUUUCAUACUCUGUUUGACAUUUGUCAAAGUUGCCUGCAGAAUCAAUCCUUUACAUUCAGAGAGUCACCCUGAGGACAGCAUUACCUUCUGAUUUUGUUUUUUGGGCAACGAAAAAAACGACAAAACUGAAUUUUUGUUUUUGCAGGUCAGACUCCUAUGUUGUCAAAAAACUAUUUUUUUUUUUAUAUUUGGCUUCUCUGCUUUUAGUCGGCAUAUAAAACACAGUUACAAAACAGACAAUAACGUGGAUGUUCUGAAACUGAUCGGGAUCCCUUCUUUACUCGCUGAGCAUUGUAAGAAACUGGAACAUUAAAGCCUGUUUUGUAAUAUGGACAUAUAAACAGCCCUUCUGCUCUAUUCAUUCUUUUAAUCCAUGUAUAAGAAUGUAACUAUUUUAACAUUUCCCGCAUUCCAUUUAUUGUAUGAAUGUUAACAGAGAUUUCAAUUGACUUGUCUAAUAUGCCAUAUGUUGUAAUGCACUGUUAAUUUGCACCAAGCAUAUCAGGGACCUGUUUAUUGUUUUUACAAAUCUGUGUCGAUCUGAUUCCUUAUAACAUCAGUAGGGGUAUAUGGAGGGGGAGGUACCUGUGUUUUGUGAAAAUAAGAAAAAGCAAGGUUUUUAUUUUGACUUCAUUAUCAAUAUUCGUCGCUGCUAUAGAUUUUUUUUUUCUUAAAUGUGUUUUAAGGGUUUUCUUCUAAAAGAUACUUUAGUGUUCCCAAAUAUACGAAUUUCAAUAAGUGUGGUGUGACUAGGCAAAGCCUGUUUUCUCAAGUAUUUAUCCCGAACUGUUUAGCCUGUACAGAACUUAUUGGAAGAAAUCUCCAAUGGUGCUAUUCCUCUAACCUAAAAAGAAGAAAAAUGUCAACAUAAGAGAAGCUUAAAUCAAUGAGCCAAUAGUCUGCAAAACAUGAAUGUCUUACUAUGCCUGGCUGCAUCAGAGUACUAAGGACUCCCUAAGUGUGAAGGGAUCAUUGCAGCCUAUGUCCUGUGGAACAACUUUGCCUUAGAAUUCUUGCACAUGGUCAAACAGAUCCUCCUUGUAGAUAAAUCUGUAAUUUGAUACACAAUUUGACAACUUUAAAACAUUUUAAUGUAUGUUGCAAAAGAUAUUUAAGGAAAUUGUAAACAGAGCUUACAGCAUCUAUUGUACAUAUGACUUGCUCGCAAUGUAGGAAUAAAUUGUCUGUUACUUUUAAAUGGUUAUAGGCUAUAGGCCUCGUAUAGCUUUAGUCAUGACGUAUCUGCAGAUGUCCGUUUGUAUGAAUGUAUAUGUUGCAGAAGUGUGAAAUAUCUUGUAUGGUUGACCAGUUAAAUUGUUACUUUAUGUGCCAAAUUACUUGGAUAUAUAUAUAUUCUUUUAUUUUAUUUUUUUUUAUAUAUAUUUUUUCUGCAAUAGCAUUUUUUAUUUAAAGUUGUCAAAUGUAGAAAACGGAUUAUUUAAAGCUAUUGGGACUAACCUUCAAGUUAUGUUUUAUUAAAUGUCCUGUUUUGAUGAAGGUUACUAAUUACAUCUGUUAUCACACCACAACAUUCACUGGCACUAAUAAAAUGUUUUGGUUUUUUUUUUAAA
Spea bombifrons (plains spadefoot toad) is the source of this 5238-nucleotide messenger RNA. RefSeq names its product tolloid like 1 (gene TLL1). The record is from RefSeq and is a predicted model, not a curated record. Gene Ontology annotation, molecular function: calcium ion binding; metalloendopeptidase activity; zinc ion binding. The transcript has 22 exons. The coding region runs from base 262 to 3408 and encodes 1048 amino acids. Gene Ontology annotation, biological process: proteolysis. NCBI's taxonomy places the organism in Eukaryota, Metazoa, Chordata, Amphibia, Anura, Pelobatidae.